Lecanosticta acicola is the source of this 2265-nucleotide messenger RNA. NCBI's taxonomy places the organism in Eukaryota, Fungi, Ascomycota, Dothideomycetes, Mycosphaerellales, Mycosphaerellaceae. The record is from the annotation of a GenBank genome assembly.
AUGUCGAAUCCGCCUUCUGCCAUCUCCAACAAGUCGGCAACCUCGUCAUCCAAGGCUCCUCAAAUCUCGAAUUCGAGCCAGCCCCCUCCCGCUCUCUCCUCGACCCAGCAGGUCUUCUCCAACGACUCCUCCGCCCGCCGAUCAGGCGGUGGCGGGGGCGCCUCCAAAUCACCCGCUCCACGAAACAAUCAGUCCGCCAAGCCGAAGCACAAGGCAGGAAAGCGAUUCCGGGCGCUGGAUGAGGAUGCAGAGGCUGAGGCAUUCAGCAUGCAGAAUCCACACGGCCGUCGCGGCCAACAGAGCAUCACCCACUUGAUGCAAUUCGCUCUCCCGCCUCGACCCAGCGCGCAGCAGCAAUAUCACAGACACAGCUACAAUGGUCCGAGGAGGAACAGACAGUACAAUUCCACCUGGGGCUUGGGGAGCGGCUAUCAUGCGGUGGAUAAGGCCAGGUAAGCACCCAAGUUGAAGCUCGAAGGCGACGAGCGCUGGUCUGACUGGCGCAGAUAUAUACACGCCAACUACCGCUUCAUCGUCGAUCCUCGUGGCGACUACCAUGCUCAAGCCCAGGACGCCGACGUACAUCUCGACUGGAGCAAUGUUCUGCAAGUUAUUGCUUCUUCCAAGACUCAGACAGCGUCAUGUCCUAUUUGUCUGAGCGAGCCCACAGCACCGCAAAUGGCAAAGUGCGGGCACAUUUUCUGCUUACCAUGUCUGAUCCGAUAUAUGCAUUCCGAAGACGGCUCGGGUCCUCCUCCCGAGAAGAAGGCGAGGUGGAAGAAGUGCCCCAUUUGCUUCGACAGCGUCUACGUAUCCGAGACUCGACCUGUAAGGUGGUACACUGGCCAGGAAAACGAUCAGCCACGCGAAGGCGGCGAUUUCGUCCUACGUGUGGUCAAGAGGAAGCCGGGAAGUACCCUUGCCAUGCCGCGCGAAAGCGCCAACAGCAUCGGCAAGGAUGAGGACAUCCCGUGGUACUUCGCUGCCGAGGUCAUGGACUAUGCGAGAGUCAUGAAGGGGAGUGAAGAAUACAUGCUGCAGCAGUACGAUGAAACACUGGCAGCCAUAGAGCAACAAGAGAAGGAGGAUGAGUUGAUGUUUGGUGAGGGUACCGAGUGGACUGGACGCGCGGUUCGCAUGAUGCGAGAAGCGAAAGAGAAAGUAAAAGGCAUUGGCAAUCCGCCUGCCCAGCCGCAGAAGCCAGUGCCUUCGGAAGCAGAGGUGAAGCCGGACAGACCACCAAUUGAGUUCAACAAGAGCGACGAAGGCGUGCCUGAUAUGUACCUGCAGAAGCAUGCUGAUGGACCGUCUGCUCCUGUUUCUGCGGAGUCGAGCGAGGAACAGAGCGAAGCAGCGUCAACGGUCAGCGACAACAUUCCACGAACGCUCACCGAGAUGCGGAAUCGACAUACACAACGAGCGGAGCCAUCGGAAUAUCUGUUCUAUCAUGGACUACUGCACUAUUACCUAUCGCCGCUCGAUAUUCGCAUCCUGAAAGCUGCGUUCGGCUCCUACAACGCCUUCCCUUCGAGCAUCCUCCCACGAGUGGAACGAGUCUCCAGCGGACACGUGGUGGAUGACGAGCUUCGCAAGCGCACCAAGUAUCUAUCACAUCUUCCGUAUGGCUGCGAAGUCGGCUUCCUUGAAUGCGACUGGAGAGAUGUGGUCAGCGCGGCUGUGUUGGAAGAGUUCAGGCCCAUGCUCGAGAGGAGGAGAAAGCGGAACGAAGAGAAAGACGCACGGGAAGAGAAGGAGCGCGUGCGUAUUGAGAAGGCCGAAGAGCGAGAGUAUGCAUCGAUCCGAUCACGAACGCGGCCGUCUAUACCGGAUGCAGAUGGGUUCUUCACGUCAUCCCUGCCGAACAACCUACACUUUGACGGGCCCCAUAGCGACGCAACGUCGACAUCACCACCUUACCCUUCCAACGCGAAUCGUCCUGGCUUCGGCUCCCUUGCGUCUCCUUCCACAUCCCCGAGCAUGCCUCGCACUGUCUGGGGCACAGCUGUAGUAUCGCCAUCGAGUCCCGAGCAACACGCUACACUACCACGAGAUGAUACAUUCAAGCACGGUGAAGAUGACGGAUGGCUACAAGACUGGGAGAAAGAUCUGCUUGAUCAGCAAGAGCAGACUGCUCUCAAUGCCAGCAUGGACGGCCUGAACGUCUCGGUAAACGCCAAGCCUUCCGGCAGCGGCGGAAAGAAGGGCAAAAAGAACAAGAAAAUCACUCUGAUGAGUACCGCUAAUGGUGCGAGGAGAGGUGCAUGA